Dracunculus medinensis (Guinea worm) is the source of this 4365-nucleotide messenger RNA. The record is from the annotation of a GenBank genome assembly. Lineage: Eukaryota; Metazoa; Nematoda; Chromadorea; Rhabditida; Dracunculidae.
AUGGGCGAUAGCAAAAAAUUAUUCGAAUAUUUUGCAAUUGUUGGCUUAAAAGAUGACGCAGAAGACUUAAUACCUUCGGCUCCCGAAUGUGGAUGUCGCAAUUCGGCGCCGUUAGCACCGAUCACCGAUAUUUGUGUCAUUUUUCCUGGACUUGGAGAAACGGUGCCAGAAGGUUUCGAAGCUAUUGAAAGUACUCCUUUGGGAUAUCCAGCUGAUCUAAAUCACGGCUCAUUACGCGCUCCUUCCGUUUUUAUUUGUUUUCGCCGUGGUUAUCAUAAACCACCUUUGGUUGAUAUUGGUGUUUUGGAUGAAGGUCGUGGCGAAAAAUCAAUGCUCGAUUCAAAUACUGUUUUAACAACUCCAUUUGGUCGUCCAGCCAAUGUUAAUAAUGCAUCACAAGGUUUAUACUUAACGUUUCGGCGGGCUCAAGAUAAUAGUGCUCCAAGUCAGCUUGUUGUUAUGCAUAUGUGUGUUAUAUUAGCUAACAAAGGUGAAUCAGCUCCACAUACUUAUUAUAAGAUCCCCAAGAAUUUAAACAAGGGUAUGGUUGGAUCUCAUGUUUAUUUAUGUUAUAAAAAAUCGCAAGGGAGCUCCAAGCGAUUGGCAUUUAAGCCAGCCGUUCUUGAUUCCUUUCCAAAAAGUGAAAGUUUUUCACUGGCGCAAAAUAUUCCAAUGUUUUGUCUUCCUAUGGGCGCACUUAUCGAAUGUUGGCCUUCACGUUGUCAACAACCUGAUAAAUCAUUUUCAACUUUUGUUCUUACUGACCAGGAUGGAACGAAAUUUUAUGGCUCCUCAGUAUCAUUUUAUGAAAAAUAUAGAGGAUCAUUAAAUGAAGAUCAGCUAGAUAAAUUAGAAAUGUCAAGCGCAAAUGUAACUCAUGGAGCUGUAGAAGAUUCGUCAAAUACAAAUGAUCCAGCUGAAAAGGUUCAGAUGUCGUAUUAUUGUAAUGUAUCUAUUUGCAUUAUAUCUCGUUAUCCAUUCUUCAAUGCAUUCAAACGGUUUUUAUUUUACUUACAUCGGAUGUCUUUGUCAUCUACUCAUACUAUACCCAUUGAGCGCUAUCUGUCACAUUUGAUGUUUGAAGUAUCUUUUCCAUCUCCAAGAUGUCCUAGAGUUUUGGUUCAGUUGGGUAAUGAGACAGUUUCUUUCGAAAUUCACGAUGAUAAACAACUUCCUCUAUCGGGUGCUGCGCUUUUUGAUACACUUAAAUGUCUCGAACCCGAUAACCUUAUGUAUCUUGUUCUAUUGGCACUUCUUGAGCAAAAAAUUUUGGUGCAUUCAUUACGUCCAUGGCUAUUAACUGCUGUCGCCGAAAGUGUUUGUGCUCUUAUGUUUCCAUUCCAUUGGCAAUGUCCAUAUAUUCCUCAGUGUCCGUUAUCGCUCGCUGGUGUACUUCAUGCGCCCUUACCAUUUAUUGCUGAUCCGCCUUCUGAUGUGACAUGCUUUGAUCUCGACACUUCUACAGUUAGCAUUUCAUCGGCUCGUCAAACAAUUAAGCUCAGCAUUUUGCCAAAAAAAGCGUCUCGUCGACUUAGAAACACCCUUGAAAAAUUAUAUCGACGUCUUUACCAGGAAGAAUUUGAUGUAAUCGCAUAUAGAAAAAGUAUGGAUUUUAUGCCGCUUGAUGUUGAUUAUCAAAUUCAGAGAAAAAGGCGAAUGCUAGAAGUAAAAAUCCAAGAUGCUUUUCUCAAAUUUAUGGCGUCUUUGAUGCAAGGUUACACUUCUUAUCUGCGGCCUAUCCGAAGCGAACCGCGCCAGAUUGGUGCCACAGAUACUGGAUCACUUUUUGAUCUUGAUGCAUUUUUGCGCUCUAGGGAUAAGAUUUUUUUUUGCAUGUCCUCGCUGGAAUUCUUCAAACGCUUUAGUGAGACACAAUCUUUCAAUCGAUUUAUUGAAGAACGAUCGUUUGCUUCAGACAAAAAUGCAUAUAAUGCUUUUUUCGAUGAUUGCAUUAUCAAAUUAAAUUCUAUGGAAGACCGUUCCGCAGAGGUUUCUUUUUUGGAUAUCGAUUUAUCGAAUAGUAAUCAAACAGAAUUCACACCACCGCUAGAACCAAUAAUAGAUCCGAAUAAUGAAGAAAUGUUAUUCAAAUAUGAUCAUUUUCCUCGAAAACUCGAUCCAGCUUUAUUUCAACUUGAUAAAUUAUGUUGUAAACCUAAUUUAGAUGGCAAUUCCGCUUCUGCUUUACCUACAAAUGGUCUUGAAAGUGCUCUUUUCCGUACGAAACAAGAAUCGCGAAGUUCUCUUGAAAUGGCUGCACACAAUAUUAACCAUUCUCCACUGGCAUGGCCAAAAACUUUAUUGUUUUAUGCUUAUUCCAUAUGGUUCAUGUUACUUCCCUCAUUAUUACAAAUAGCGAAAUGCAAGCGUAAAAUUCUGCGACUCGCUGUUCAUGUUUUGUACCGAUUGGAGGAGAGUGGUAUUAUACCACUGGAUCAAGUGUGUUAUCGAAUUGUGAUACAAAUGUGUGGUGAAUAUGACCAGCCAUUGCUUGCAGUCAAAGUACUACAGGCCAUGCAACGCAAUGGCUUGGAACAAAAUGCGGUAACUUAUGGAAUCUAUCAUCAAGCUGUUUUAAAAGCCAAUUGGCCUACUGGAUGUAGACUUGCUGCUAUUAGAGCUUGGAAUCGUAUAGCUCUAGUAUUGCGCGCAGUUAUUUUUUUCAAACAAAAUCUUACAAUGUAUUCAGGGCGAUCCAAUAGUAAACAGGCAUUAAAUAGUAAUGAUGUGGAGUUAGAUAUUAGUGGUUCUACAAGCGAUGGGAAAAAAACUAUACAAGAAAAUGAAAAUCAGAAUGACGUGACACCUUCUGUCGAAAUUGUAUCCAAUACGCUUGGAGGAGCAUAUAAUGCGCAAUCGAUUGAUGUAAAUGGCGAUGCUCUAAUUGAUCCUCUAGGAGCUCUCUUGCUCAAUUCAAAUAGUGAAGAAAAAAAUUCAGAUCUAAUGGCAGCAAGAGAAACAAUGAGUCCAAGUCGUGCGCGUUUUAUCAAGGAACAUAGUAGUUCACCUUUCGCUCAUUUUUCUAUAUCCAAUUCAACUAGCAGUAAAUCUGUUGAUAAAUCUUCUUCAUGGAUUCGUGGCAUUACUGAUCCUCUUGUUAACAAGCUUAUGCGAAGCGGCACAAUAGGUAAUUAUGAUUCUACAUCAGAAAUCAACGAUUCAUCAAUGACACUAUCACCAACUUUAACAUCUAUUGUAACUCAUAUGAAAAAAGGUUAUGGUAGCGCUGUGCAGAAUAGUAGUUUCUCAUCUCGUUUGAGAGAAAGCGUAAACUCUUUAGUCAAUGAAGUACGGAGUCUUAAUCGUUCCUAUGCUAAAGAAGGAACUGAAAGCAGUUCAUCUUCACAUAAAGAUGAUUAUGAGGAUCCUUUUCAAGAUGCAGCCAUGAUAAGCGAUUUGUUUAUGCUUGACAAUGGUAUUCCUAAAUCGGGUUUAAUUUCGGACUGGUGGAUCGCUGACCAGUUUGUUGGAUCCACUUCCAACACAUCAGCUAUUCUUGAUAUCACUGUUGCUUCAUGUUCUAUGUAUUUAAUGGCUGGAUGGGCUAUUGAUGAAUCUAAUUUGAACACAACCUGUAUUUUUUGCAAUUUCGCAUUUGUUCCAUCGUUGACAAUCAAAAUACGGCAUCAGUCAUAUGUUCGGCAGAGUUGGUAUGAUCUAUUAAUUUUUUCCAGUGAUGGCCCGGGAAAUUCGGAACAAAUAUCUACUCCCAGCUCAGAUGAUCCAGAUAUCGACGUUCAGUCGCAGAUUUCGGUUCCAUUCGUUAGUCCUCUUGUCUUGCGGCGUGAACUUGAAAAUCUUUUGAACAAUAAUUUCUCACUUUCAAUGAAUAAAUCUUUACAACAGUCACAUCCAAUAGUUUUCUGGAAUGUAUUGUAUUAUACACGUCGUCUUUCUCUCCCCACCCAUCUUCCUAGUUGGCUCGGUACCAAAGUGCAUGUUCGUUGUGUCUAUGAUGUACCUGAAAUACACACGGAUAAGCCUCCCCUUUAUUUUGUUAAUCCCGACCAUCCCGCUGGCGUAUUUCCUUCCAUAAAGCGUCCUGUUGGAGUUUAUUGGCAUGUGGUUGAAGCAUUACAACAGUCAAGUGUGUAUCGAGCACUUCUUACUCUUUUAGUGGAGCAUCGACAUAUUGUUGGUGAUGUAAAAAUUCGUCAGCAUUUUCCUUUCUACAGAGAUAUACAGUUUUUGGCAGCGGAUCGUUACGGUCAAGCAGUUAAUAGAGAUCAGUUAGAUUUGCGAUACCGAUUUGAUUUCGAACGUCUUCCUCCGAGAACUCUAUCUGUAUUGCCAAUUGAAGAUAGACCACAAAAGAGUCUUUGUAUUGCUUGUCGAAAAAUAUUUUUGCCGCUUGAUCUAAUCUAA